CGUUGAGGGCGGAUCCACACGAAAGAUGAAAUCCCAGACCAGCCCUCACCAGACCACAACACGCACCGACCACAACACGCAGCGGACAGCAGCGUGCAGCAUGCAGCCCGGAGGUGGCGCACAGCAGCCUAAUGAAAGUUCUGAAUCAAACCCACUGGAUUUAUAGGCGUUUUUGUUGUUGUUGUAUGCACGCUAAGAGGGAACUAUCCGAGUUUGUAGAGAGCUAACUGUCAAGGAGGCAACAUUAUAGUACAUAAUAGUCAUUCAAAAAAAGGGCCACCAUGGAGGGGAAGGGAGUGAGCCGGUGUAAGAUUGUGGUCGUCGGCGAUACGCAAUGUGGAAAAACGGCGCUCCUUCACGUUUUUGCGAAAGACUCGUACCCAGAGAACUACGUGCCAACGGUGUUUGAGAACUACACGGCCAGCUUCGAGAUCGACAAGCAGAGGAUCGAGUUAAACAUGUGGGACACCUCAGGUUCAACGUAUUACGACAACGUGCGACCGCUGGCCUAUCCCGAUGCCGACGCUGUGCUGAUCUGCUUCGACAUCAGCCGUCCCGAGACACUGGACAGCGUGCUCAAAAAGUGGCAGGGGGAGACCCAGGAGUUCUGCCCAAGUGCCAAGGUGGUGUUGGUGGGCUGCAAGCUGGACAUGAGGACCGACCUGGGCGUCCUGAGAGAGCUGUCCAAACUCAGACUCAUCCCGGUCACCCACGAACAGGGCACCAGCCUGGCGCGGCAGAUCGGCGCCGUGGCGUACGCCGAGUGCACCGCCAAGUACUCUGAGAACAGCGUGCGCGACGUCUUCCACGUCACCACCCUGGCCUCCGUGGCGCACCACCUCCGGCCCCCGCUGAAGCGCUCCGGCUCGCGGCGCGGCCUCAAGCGCGUCUCCCAGCAGCCGCCACGGACUGAGCUCCACGAGCGGCCGCCGGCGACCGGCCGCAAGGACCGCGCCAAGAGCUGCGUGAUCAUGUGACGGGGGCUCGCAGGAAGCGGUCGUAGGGAGAGGAAGGAGAAGGAGACGAACGGGACCGAGCCGCCGCACACAUUGAACUUAAUUUAUUGGUUUACCUUGGUCAAUUGUUUGCACACUGCGUUCGAGGACAAUGUGAAACGCAAAAAAAAGAACUAAACUACAGAUGGACGCCUGAGUCUGAGGACGAUGAGUCCGUCGACGGCGAUGCUUUCAUGGUGACAUUUUUGUUUGGUGUGUUUUUGUCAGGGAACGCCUUCACGGUUGCGGUAUGCAAGUGUAUAGCUGUGAUUAUUUUCGGACCCGACCCUGAGCACAUGGGCAAAACAAACGCAGACGCUAAUGGGUUUGCAAACUGAUGGGUUUGCUCGCACAGGAGGUGGCAGGUGAACAGUUAAGAGAAUGUUUGGGGGAGGCGGUGUGGGCGUGUGAAUGUAGUAAGGCUGGAUUAAAAGAGGACUUUGUUUCAGGGUGGCUCGAGUUCAACUAGUUUAGGACGAACCAGUCUUGAUAUUUUGUAAUAUCAUGUCCCUACAAUGGCAUCAAAUCCUCUGCUGAAGGAAAAGCAAGAAAAAGCACAAGGAGUUGUUAUCAGCACGGCUGUUAAAGAGUCAGGGAGUUAAAGUGUUGUGGCGCUUUGUUUAAAGCGUGUUCAAAAGGAAAAAAAUACAAUGCAAGGAAGGGCCUGGUAGACAACCGCUACUCAAAUUUUUCUAAAACCGCAAGUGCUUUUUAAAAACUGGAAAUUAAGUAUUUACUCAAAAUGAGGACACUUAAGUGUUGUGAAAUGAACUACACUGGAAGGUCAAAGUUGAAGAUGGGAGGUCGUAUCAACUGUAACACUGUACAUGAAACGCCGAAAUAAAGGGAUCUCGCUCUGCUAAAUGUAUAAAAGCCUCAA
Molecule: messenger RNA, 1875 nt
Organism: Gadus morhua (Atlantic cod)
Lineage: Eukaryota; Metazoa; Chordata; Actinopteri; Gadiformes; Gadidae
Product: rho-related GTP-binding protein RhoN
Exons: 5
Coding region: 282-977 (231 amino acids)
Biological process (GO): small GTPase-mediated signal transduction
Molecular function (GO): GTP binding; GTPase activity
Source: RefSeq, a predicted model, not a curated record